This is a messenger RNA of Punica granatum (pomegranate), 1509 nucleotides long. NCBI's taxonomy places the organism in Eukaryota, Viridiplantae, Streptophyta, Magnoliopsida, Myrtales, Lythraceae. The record is from RefSeq and is a predicted model, not a curated record.
AUGCAGUCAGAGAUCUUCAGACAAACUUGGCAAUUCCCCAAUUUCAUUGACUCGGCCUUCAAUGGAUUUGAUGAUAAUCAAUCACAGCUCCAUUACUUUCCUACCAAAUUUCCAGAUGAUCCACUGCUUAUGGAUUUCCCAAUUGAGGAUUUCCUUAUGGACUUUGAUGGGUAUGGACCCAUUGACCCGAUUACAUCUCCACCUCUCAAUGGAGGGGAAGAGUCGGUCCAUGGUCAGUGGAGCCCACUCAGCUCGUCAUCUCUGAAAUCCGAUGAGUCCUCUGUCACUGAAGCUUCCCAGGCCAGCGGCACACUGAGCUUGCCAGCAGAGGACAUGGAGAUUGAUACCCAGCUGAGCCUCCAACACCUCGCCAAGGCCUUCGGGGAGGCCAUGGAGAACGGGCAGGCCGACCUCAUGGAGGCUGUCUCGAGGUGUGGGGUCGAGAAGGCAAACCCGCUCGGCGGGGCCUGCGACCGUCUCGUGUUCAACCUCUUCCGCCGUGCCGGGAGGAGGGAGGGCUGCGAUGAUUAUAUUAGGCAAGAGUGCCAGAGGAACUCGGAAGCGGCGUUUCAGGCUUUCUAUCAGGGGUUCCCGUUUAUGAGGUUCGCACACUUCGCCGCGAAUAGCGCGAUCCUGGGGUCAGCCCCAAGGGGCUUCGGAGUGGUGAUCAGGGUCGUGGACUUUGACCUCGGGGAGGGGGUCCAGUGGGCCCCCGUGAUCGAAGCCAUGGCUGCCCGGGGAGGCGUGUCCUUACUGAGGCUGACUUCCAUAAAGUGGGCUGAAGAUGAUCCCGAGGAGGCAAAAGAGGAUGACAGUCAUGACUGUCCCGGAAGAUCGGGGAGGAGGUUAAGGGACACGAGCAGGAGGCUGUCCGAGCACGCGAGGGAGUUCGGGGUGCAGCUCGAGGUGGAUGAGAUGAGGAUCGAUGAGCUCCUGAUUGAGGCUAAGGAGGGAAUGGCAAUGAAUGGGAGAAGAGAAUGGUUUGUAUUCAAUUGCAUGGUGGGGCUCAUGGGGAGGAAGAACAGGAACAGAAAAUUGGUGGGAAAAUUCCUAAGCGCUGCUGAGGAGGUCAUCACAGCCAACAACUGUGGGAUCGUAACUCUCGGUGAGGGAGACGCAUUUCAGAAGCUGAAGUCCUGCUCUGGGUUUGGCGAGUUCUUCGACGGGUGCCUGGGGCAUUACCAAACAGUUCUGGAGUGCAUGGAGACAGAGUUCCCUAGUCAGCUGCUGGAGGCAAGGCUGGCCAUGGAGGCUCUGUUUGUUUCACCAUCUAUCGACCCGACCUCUUGGGGAGAAACGUGGGACGAGGUAAGGGCAUGUUCGGGUGUAAUGGAUGGGAUCCAGGCUCGUCUCAGGGGGUUGAGAGUGAGCAGGGAGGGCUUGAUGGAGGCAAGAGAGCUUGUGGGAGGGAAGAGCUGGUAUGGAGUAGGGACUGGGGAGAGGGAGAACGAGAUGGUCUUGCAAUGGAGAGGGAAUCCAUUGGUUAGAUUCUCAGCUUGGGGAAGGUAA